Molecule: messenger RNA, 3422 nt
Organism: Schistosoma spindalis
Lineage: Eukaryota; Metazoa; Platyhelminthes; Trematoda; Strigeidida; Schistosomatidae
Source: the annotation of a GenBank genome assembly
GCCGAAGACUCACAAAACAAUUUAUUUUCGGUAUUUAUUGAGCGCCACAAUAUAACUGUUCGACAAUUCUCAACCGUCUCCACGAGGUUCUCUGCCAGUUAGGCGUGUAUUUUUUUAGUUUAAUUUAGUCAACCUUUAGGGUUUCGUCCCCUAUUUUUUUCAGAUUAAUAUUGAAAUUUUUAUUGCUUGAGUAGCGUACAAAAUAUUAGUUUUCUACGAAUUAGAAACCUCACGUUACGGCGCGUGAAUAUUAGAUUGUUGUAGUUGUUAUUACUGACUUUUAAUAAUCGCUUUCAUUCUUUAAUCUUUUCUCACACACGCUGGUGUACACAAUCCCCCAACACACAAAUUGCCGUCAGUCUAGACGCACAGUGCUUAAGACCGAAAGUCAGGUUUGUUUUCAAGUGUAAUGGGUGAAUUGGUUAGCUUGCAUGUAACCUUGAUUGAUGGGUCUGUGUUGGAGAGUGGCGGCCAAAUCCUACGUAACGCUGUUUCGAUAGCAGCGAUAACCAAAAGACCCAUCGAGGUGUGUAAUAUUCGGGCUGGUCGACAGAACCCAGGUCUCAGAAGUCAACACGCGGCUGCUCUCGAACUCGCUAGUAGAGUGUGUUGUGGUCAUUUAUCGUCGUGUGCAGUUGGAUCUACGGAAAUUCGGUUAAUACCUGGUCGGAUUUCUCCCGGUUCAUAUGAAGCUGAUGCUAAAACGGCAGGGUCGGUCUCACUGAUGCUACAAGCUGUAACGCCAGUGUUAGCGUUUGCUUCCAAUCAGAGUGAGCUGUUGUUGCGUGGUGGUACGGACACAUCGUUUGCACCUCCGAUCAAUUAUAUGAUUGAAGUAACAUCACAUUACUUUAGAAAAAUGGGUUUGGUUUGUGAGGUAAAAAUUGUUCGAAGAGGGUUUUAUCCAUUAGGUGGAGGAAUUGUCAAAGUACUGAUUUCACCUUUAAAAGAGCCACUUUCUCCCAUUUCUUUGUUAAAUUCAGGAACCGUUGAGAAAGUCAGUGGUUAUUCUUUUGUUGCAGGAAGAGUUCCACUAAAGGUUGCUCAUGAUGUGAAAGAUGAAGCGUUGCGUUGUUUCAGGAAAUGUUUCUCAUGUCCUAUAAAUAUUGAUUCAUUCCAAGAAAGCAGUGAUCGUUGUGAGGGCAACGUUGCGGCAUUUAUUUUCAGUUUGGUAAUUAUGUCUCAAUUUUGGUUUUCGGUGUCUCAUUUGAUCGUAGAAACAAAUAACAUGAAAAGUGCUUUUCAAUAAUUGGAGGUGAAUUUUCGAUGAAAUUGCUAAUCUGAUCAUUUCAAAACAUACUGACUACUUUUUCAACAAAGGUGUUAUGUGGUUGGAGGUAGCUGGCAGGAAGCCCUACCUAAAAGUUUCAUGCUACUUGGCACUCGUCAACGGAAUGUUACUGUAGUCUUUGGGAGAAUUGUGCUUCCCGACAGGUUUUGUCCUAUGUCACCUAACUCCACAGUCUAAGAUGUUACUACUGAGUUACCCGAGCAGCAACUGAUCAGUGACAAUGACACAUUUUCACCAUUGAUCGACCACUGAUUGCUAACCAGUGUCAUUUAUCUUGCCUUUUAGUGCUGAUCGCAUCCUAUCGAUCAGAUUGCAGUAUAAUCACUAGUCUCAUUGACUACUCCGCAUUGUGUGAACUAUGUUCUGUCGUUAGGUGGUUGGAAGUAAUCAACAGAGAACCGUGAACCCAGUGCUCAAGUUAUUUGGCAAUCGUCAGCAAGUUGCGUCGUUGAUGUCAACCUGGAGUAUAAUGUGAACUUAUACUACGCUAGAGUAAACCCGAUUAUUAAUACAUUUCUCAAAUUCGUCUAAAUGAAUUCAAGACAGCUUUAUCCAUACGAAUUGGAGGGUACUGAGUCAUUUAAUGUCAUUAUGAAUAUCAGAAGACUGUGGUUUUAACAUUAAUAUAUUCGGUCUUAAAUAAAGAGGUGGUCACUCAAUAUCAUAGAUUGAUUGAAAUUAGAUAUUAACGCCGUUGGAUGCCCGCUCAGUAGCCUAGAGACCAAUAGUCCUGGGUUGGAGUCCCGUAUACAGAAUCGUAGGAACCUCUGAUGAGUUCUAUAAUAGGACAAAACGCCUGUCUAGCGCUUCCAGGUUCCUAGUAGUGGUCUAACAUUAAUCAGUUCAUGAUUUUAAUUACAGCUCAACUAUCUUCAUAACCCUAUACUGAUAGUUAAACAGAAAGAUCAAUCCCAACAGAUUCUUCUGUACUCAGCACAUAGCACAAGAUAAGUUUUCAGUCCUUAUAGAAUGUGUAUAUGUGCAAGCGUUAAGGUACAUUUGUUUUGUAUUCAUGUGAAAUUUUGUCUGUCUACACUAGGUUCGUUAUACAUACUUCAACAGAUUGCCGUCUGGCCGUUUCUGGAAUUAUUAAUCCUCGAGAUCAUCAUUAUAGGCAAAUGGUUUCAGAAGCCUGUCAGUCACUUUAUAACUAUUCUAAAAUUGGAAUAUGUUGUGACGAUUAUAUGCAGGACCAGCUUAUAAUGCUUAUGGCAUUAGCUAAGGGAAACUCACAAAUACGGUGCGGGCCGUUAACAUUACAUACAAAGACUGCAAUAUAUGUUGCAGAACACUUACUUGGUGUUAAAUUCGAAGUAAUCACAGAUGAUGGAUUUUCGAUCAUUUCGUGCAAUGGUGUUGGAUACACACCCGAACAUUUGAAAAAUUCUUGUUCGUAAUUUUUCUCCUUAUAUUUAACAGUGCUUUCAAUUUCACUUGUGUUGUUUAUUACCUGCUUCGUUCUUUUUAUCGGAAAGAUUUUCAAUUCGAUCUGUUGUCUUAUUUUCACAAGGGACUUCUUGCGCAAAUACAGUUUGCUUCAAGUUGUAUUUUUCUUUUAAAGUAAGAAUAUCAACUACGUAUCGUUGGAACAAAAUCUAUCAUUAACUCCAGUGACAAUUUAAUGAUUCUGACAGCCCGUUUUGAUUCUUCUGAUCACACCAAUAGGCACAAUGCAACUUCGAAUUUCAAAGUUACAUAUACGGCUUGUUUAAUUCCACGAACACUCACGAAAUUCGAGUCCAGAUAUAUCUUUAGGAAGCAUAAACAUGGUUCACUUUGAUUUCUUGUCGAAAAAUGAAAUGUUGGAUGGAAUUCAAUUAACAGUGCUUAUGAAGGAGACAGUAUGAGGUUGUAUGAUUGAAAAUAAACUUGAUUAUAAAUGGAUGAUUCGAUGUAGAACAUGUUUUUAGUGUUCGGAAUUCUCCACAUUUUUUGCUUACGACCGUCAUAACUUGUAUAUGGUUUGACAUUGUCCUUGUAUCUAGUUACAAAUAAUUAACGCAUAAUACUGUCUCUAUGCCGUCAACCUAAUAGUUUAAUCCAUUUGUCAGUUGAUGGAUUUCAGAAGGUUCAUUCCCAUGGUAGCAGGUCAUUAAAGAAUAUAUAUGCCAUUCUCUCCUAAUGGAUGUCG